Molecule: messenger RNA, 1412 nt
Organism: Thunnus maccoyii (southern bluefin tuna)
Lineage: Eukaryota; Metazoa; Chordata; Actinopteri; Scombriformes; Scombridae
Exons: 6
Coding region: 154-1038 (294 amino acids)
Biological process (GO): cell surface receptor signaling pathway
Molecular function (GO): transmembrane signaling receptor activity
Source: RefSeq, a predicted model, not a curated record
UUUAAGUUUCAUUUCUUUCAUUUCUACACUAACACACUUUUCUCUUCAUUGUCUAUAGAGAGGAAACCACAACACUGACAGCCACAGACAGAGGAAAGUGGAGGUUUUUAUAUGAUGUGAGCAUGAAUUGAUCUCAUUUUACCAAUUAGCAGGAUGGUGGAAGCAUCUCUACUGUCUCUACUGCUCUUUCUGAGCUCACUGCUGUGCUGCACAACAAACCAAGCCUUUCUGACUCUGAGUCCCAGCAGCUCUCAGUUUUUUCAAUGGACGUCUUUUUCUCUGAACUGUGAGGAAGAUGACAGCUCUGCUGGAGGUACAGUAAGGAGGAACACAACUAAAGAAACCAGAGCUGAGUGUGGAGAUGAAUGGGGAACAUCAGCUGGUUCCUCCUGUAAAAUGGGUCUAAUUUUCCCCUGGGACAGUGGGGUUUACUGGUGUGAGUCUAGAGAGGGAGCAACCAGCAACAGCAUCAACAUCACUAUCACUGAUGGAUCAGUGAUCCUGCAGAGUCCUGUCCUCCCUGUGAUGGAGGGAGAUGAUGUCACUCUGCACUGUAAAACAAAGACCUCCAACCUCCCAGCUGAUUUCUAUAAAGAUGGCUCCCUCAUCAGGACUGAGCCUACAGGUCACAUGAUGAUCCACCAUGUUUCCAAGUCUGAUGAAGGCCUCUACAUGUGUCACAUCAGUGGUCAUGGAAAGUCUCCACCCAGCUGGAUCACUGUCACAGGUAAACCUACAACCACAGCCCCACCCCUGGUCUCUUUGGCUCCACCCCUCACAUCUGCAACCACGCCCCCUGACUAUAUAGCCACGCCCCCAGCCUCAGCUCCCCCCCAGUUUGUGUUCAGACUGGUCUGCCACCUAGUGGUGUUCUGUCCGUACUUCAUCUCCACUCUCCUCAUGGUGUCUUUAUAUCGACACAGGCCCAAAGGAAAUGACCGGCCCAUCUCCAUGGUGAUGAACCCACUCACCCAGGCUGAGCAAGGAUUGGAUGAUUAUGACGUCAUCACCUCUGUCACCACAAAGCAUCACUUCUGAACUGAACAGAUGUGUUUUACAUGAUAUUAUAUCAUUUUAAAUUCUAUUCUAUUCUAUUAUAUGCUUUAUAAGGAUGCUAUCGCUUUCAGAAUUGAAUGUGCCACCAGCUCCUCAGCUUUGUCAUUCAGAAUAUCCAUGUGAGCGUUGGACCAUCAGAUGUUUUGGAAUAUAAUGAGAACAGACAGACAAAGCUCUGCCAGCAAUAAUAAACCAGUUUUGAAUGAUAUAACCUUUAUUAAGGAAAAGAUGACGACAGAAAGUUUGCAUCUACUCUGAGUCUCUGGUGUUGAGUUGUUAUAUAUCAUUUCCCCAGUAAAGCCUUGUUGAAGCACUGAAGCUUGAUGAUGACGAAAUGAUGAAUCAUUUUUGUAUAU